This is a messenger RNA of Clonostachys rhizophaga, 2076 nucleotides long. NCBI's taxonomy places the organism in Eukaryota, Fungi, Ascomycota, Sordariomycetes, Hypocreales, Bionectriaceae. The record is from the annotation of a GenBank genome assembly.
AUGGAUGCCGUUGGUGAUAACGUCCCGCUCGCUCUUCGGCGCGGCCGUCGCAGCAAUUUUGGCGUCAGGAUCAAGUCGGAGCCCGAUGCAGUCCCCGAGGCCAAGACUCCCCGUCGCAAACGACAUGUUCGUUUCUCAGACUCUGCGGCCACCGGUCUGACACCGAUGGUCCGUCGUACAGUCCUUACCACCCCAACCAGCAACCGACGUCGUGUAUCAGCACCGGCAGCAACGCCUUCUUCUUCCAGCACAAACAGAUUCACAGACGCAGCUACUCGUGACGGUCCCAACACACCAGGGCUUCGCCAUGUCAUUGACGGCAGGGUGGACCGUCACCAGCGCCGCUCGGCCCUGCGCACCGCUCUAGAGAAGCUAGAUUUUACCCACCGUCGUUCCAGCCAACAAGCCAAAUCGCAAAUUGCCCAGUUGAAGGACGAGCUCCGCCUGCGGGACAGGGAGAUCUAUGAGCUGCAGAACGCCACCAUCAUCGUCGAUAACGACCGGCUAUGGGAGCUUGAGCAGCAGGUCAACGAUCUGGAGGCCGAGCUGAGAGAGGCCCGCAGCCGCCAGGAUCUCCGGGAGAGCAGCCCCAUGGACUGGACCUUUGGCGCUCCUCCUUCAACUCAUCAUCAUCGGUCUCGUGGCCUUGAUGCCGACGACGAGGAUCAAUUCGGUGACGCGACUAUGGCACAGCUCAUGUGUAGUACCCCGUCAAGGGCGCGCUCCUCAUUCCCAACACCACCCGCCACGAGUCCCCCUCCCUAUGGACCUGGCACUCCAACGAUGGGUCGCUUCAACCCUCCUCGUCUUGCCCUCACGCCAGAAAAGCAACCAGAGCCACCGGCAACAACUACUGCUGGCGUCCAGGCUAGCCUUCCAGAUCUCAUGGCGCAGGCAGAAAUGGAGUCACUGCAGCGAGAAGCCAGAAAGCUUUCAGAGACAUUAGAGUCUCAACUGUCACUGCUCGAAAGAAUUUCAAGGCGGCUCCCACGGGAUUCCACCGUCACCGAUGGAGACGACACUGUUGUCGUCUGGGGCCCAGAGACAGUGGAGAAGCAGGUCGACGCUGUGAUGCGGACACUGUCCGAUCGCGCCGCAGCGCUCACCUCCCUCACAACCACGAUAUCCGCACUCGGGUACCCAGGAAACGACGCUUCUGAGAUGCUCACCUCUCUCGCAACGUCAUUCCGGGCUGCUCGUCUGGAGCUCGAGUAUCUCACACCAGGGGAGAUCACACUCCCUCUCACGUCUCGAAGCGCCGAGGUGCUCGACCUGCUCCUGGUGAGGCUGCGCGAGCUGGCACGCAAGGUCAAGGAGGGCGACGAUGCCAUUGACGAGUAUCACGCCAUCGAGCUGAACCUGCGCAAGCAGCUCGACUCCCGCGUCUCGGUCAUGGACGACCUCAAGGCCGAUCUGGCCAACAAGCAAGACCAGGCCGCGAGUAAAAUCGCUACCAUCAAGGAGCUCGAAGUCGCAAACGACAGGCUCAAGGGGGCUGUGGAGGGGUACCUCCGCGACACUUCCCAGCUGGAGCAGCUCGUGGAGAGGAUGGAGAGCGAGUCCACCGUCAAGAACAGCACCAUCGCGGAGAGGGAAGCGUCCAUCUCUGAGCUCGAGGGCAAGCUCGAGGCUGCCUCCCGACGGGCGUCGGAUUUGCAGGACGAGCUGGAGGUUGUCCAGGCGAGCCGGAAGAAGCACCUUGAUAGCGUCAACCGUCGCUCCGGCGAGGCUCUAGCGCUGCGGGAUGCUCGGGUCAAGGAGCUCCGUGAUGAGAUCGACAGGGUCAAUUCUUCGCUGCGGUCUGCAUACGAGACCAUAUGCAGGCUGAGAGCCGACAAUGGGCACGUCGAGAGGGAGAACCAAAGUUUAAGAGAGGCCAUGGCGGAGCUGCAGAAGGUGAUGAAAAAAAGCGAGGAGAUUCUCGCGGCGAGCAGCGGAGACGGUGAGGCUGGCAAGUCGAGCUCGUCCCCAAAAGAGUACCCCUCUGGAACUGUGUUUCCUAGAUUGGGCAGCAGCAAGAGAAGGCGCCCUGAUAGCGGACUCGGCUUUAUGGAGGCAGAUGAGGUCGAUAUUUGA